CCCAAUACAUGUAAAUUAAUUGGUUUACGUGAAAGAUAAAGCGUUUAUAAAUGGCGGGAAAGAUACUGGGAGUUUUAGUUUUUUUUUAUACUAAUAAUGGCGGCGAUCAGUGACUUAUGGUGGCGAUCAGCAACUUAUGGCGGAGAUCAGUGACUUAUGGUGGCGAUCAGUGACUUAUGGCGGCGAUCAGUAACAUGGCGGCGAUCAGCGACUUAUGGCGGCGAUCAGCAACUUAUGGCGGAGAUCAGCGACUUAUGGCGGCGAUCAGCAACUUAUGGCGGAGAUCAGCGACUUAUGGCGGCGAUCAGCAACUUAUGGCGGAGAUCAGCGACUUAUGGUGGCGAUCAGUGACUUAUGGCGGUGAUCAGUGACAUGGC
Staurois parvus is the source of this 377-nucleotide messenger RNA. The record is from the annotation of a GenBank genome assembly. Lineage: Eukaryota; Metazoa; Chordata; Amphibia; Anura; Ranidae.